UAAUCUUAGUUAUGGCACUAUGAAGAUCGACACCUCUCUCUCUCUCUCUACUUAAUCUAUUUCUCUCAAUAGAUUUACUGUCCCUCAAAUUCCCACAUGCUUGGAUUUUCUCUUUCUCUUUCGUUCGUUUUCUCACUCGCCAAACAUAUACUAGUAUAUAUAUGUGUAGCUAGUGCUAGCUUAAAACCAACCCUAAACUACUCCUACUGUCAAAUCAAUCUGUGAGCUUACAAAGAAAAAAGAAAAGAAAAUAUUUAAGCACAAAAUCACAGUCAACGUUUAGCUCCCCAGAGACUUUGACACCUGUACCCCAGAAUCUAAUUAAUCCAACACUGUUCAAGGGACUGCAACGGCCAGCCAAGGUCUUUAAAUACUCUCUUCUCAAAAGGGUCGGUCUCAAAUCGGCGGCUUGUAUUGAAAUUUACUUCUUUAGCUUGAAUCUGAAGCUGGAAAGAGAAAAAGGAAAGAAAAAGAAAAAGGGUCCUUAUUACAGAUCAUAGUCUUUAAAAUAGGAGCUUGUACUGGCUUGAGAAGAGGCUAUAAAAAAUCUGCAAGCUUAGCUUUUGAAAGCACACCCAGCACAGCAGCCAGCAGCACCACCACCACCAUCACUCACCUCUCUCUGCAAAACUGCAAAAAGCUUAAAAGAGAGAGAGUGAGAGUGAGAGCCCUCUCCCUCUUCCUGACUUGGACUGUGAUAUAUCAAAGCGUAAAAAAAGGUCUUUUUAUCAAUACAAAGCCAAAGUACUCUCUGAAUUAUCGUCAUCAAUGCAAUAGGACACAGCCAACCCCACCUGCACCUGCACCUCUCAUCUCUUCUCUCUCUCUCUCUAAUCACCAACUCUCAUCUCUUCUCCUCUUUCUCUCAUACCCUUCACCACUUUCUCUCUCCUCUCUCUCUCUCUGUGUCCAAGGGAUAAGAAGAGUGAAACGAAAUAAGAAAGAAGAGAAAGGAAAAAAAAAAAGAACUUGAAGCUCAAAAGGUUAAGUCUUUGGUAACUUUUGGCAUAGUCUUGAUGAGUUCGACUUGUUUUAUUUGUUUUUGUUUGGGAAAGGCAUGAAAGUACUGCUAUGGAGGUGGAGGAGAUUCAAGCACAAGCGUGUAAGUACUCAAGGAUUGGAAAUGGUAGGAGUGAUUCCAGUAAUAUUAAGCUAUUAGGCCAGAAAGGGGGAAACGACCACUACCCUGAUGACGAGGUAGAUGGCCGAGAGAUUAAAAGGGUGGCCGGCGGAGGUGGAGCUGCUGACCUAUCCGUCAUCAACGCCGGCGGCGGCGCGAAUCGGCUUCGUGGGUGGCACCACUCGUCGCGAAUUAUUAGGGUUUCACGAGCCUCUGGUGGUAAAGAUCGGCACAGCAAAGUGUGGACCUCGAAAGGGUUGAGAGACCGGCGCGUUAGGUUGUCGGUGACGACGGCGAUUCAGUUCUACGACCUUCAAGAUCGGUUGGGGUUCGAUCAACCCAGUAAAGCGGUUGAGUGGUUGAUCAAUGCGGCGUCGGACGCCAUUGCUGAGCUUCCUUCUCUCAGCAGUUCUUUCCCCGAUACGCCUAAGCAGCUCAGCGAUGAGAAGAGGGCUAGUGUUGGAACCGAACAAGGUUUUGACUCAGCUGAGGUUGAGAUGGACGGUACUGAUCAGGGUAUGAAUUAUCAGAAUCAUCAAGAUCAGCAGCAGCAAAACCAAAACCAGCAGCAUAAUCUUUCUUUGUCGAAAUCUGCUUGUAGUAGUACUUCGGAGACGAGUAAAGGCUCUGGCUUGUCUCUCUCUCGGUCUGAUAUUCGGGUGAACCGGGUUAAGGCCCGGGAGCGAGCCAGGGAGAGAGCUGCUAAGGAGAAGGAGAAAGAGAAUGAGUCCAGGAUUGUCCACCGGAGCAGCAGCCACCACCACAACAACAGUAACAAUAUCAACUCCAUUUCUCAAAACUCAACUUUUACUGAGCUUCUCACGGCUGGAAUGAGUAAUGUCAAUGACAACAACACUUCUAGUCCCACCCAGCAAAACCCAGGUGCAACCGGUGGCGGUGGAGGAGCUCAUAUGGAUUACUUUGCCUCAGGGCUUCUCGGGUUAUCUUCUUCUUCUUCGAGAGCACAACAACAACAACAUCACCAAUCUUCUGGGUUUUCUGGGCAAAUCCAUCUGGGUAACUCGUUACCGUCGCAGACGAUGUCAAUGUCUAUGUCUAUGUCUCCGUUUGGUGAUCAUCAUAAUCAUCAUCAACAUCAGAACCAUAAUAAUGGUGAUCAGACAGUACUGCCACAACAUUUCUCUUUUGUUCCCGAACAUCUCAUUCCGGUGGCCACGUCCCAACCCAACGGCAAUGGGGGUGACUACAACCUCAACUUCUCUAUCUCUUCCGGCCUUGCUGGUUUCAAUAGGGGGACCCUUCAGUCCAAUUCACCGUCUCUUUUGCCUCACUUUCAGAGGUUUUCUCCCAUAGACGGAACAAAUAAUGUACCCUUCUUCAUAGGAGCCGCGGCUCCGGCUGCUGCUGCUCCUCCCAUGGAGAAUCACCAUCACAGCAACCACAACCACCACCAUCAGUUCUCAGCUGGGUUUGUUGAUGGCCGACUGCAACUCUGCUACGGCGAUGGUAACCGGCAUUCUGACCAGCAGAAGGGAAAAGGAAAGAACUGAAUUUAAUGGCAUAUGCAGAUUCCUCUUGGCACAUGUUCUUCUUUCUGAAAAGUGAAGAAAAAGAAGUGGUGGAAAAGGUAGCUUCAGGCUAGAGUGAAGCCUACUUCCCUUGAUCAGAUGACUGCUUAUAUUAAAUGCUUCUGAUACAGUUUGAUAUUUUCUACUAGUCUAAAUCGCCCUAUUUUGAAGUCAUUCAGCUUCCAUUCAUAUAAUUCGGAUAUAAUAUAUUAUAUAUAUAUUUAUGUACGUGUGUAUUGAUCAUGUUUUGAUGAAAUUUAACUGACAAUUCUCCAGUAAAGUAAUUCUUUUUUCCUUUACCAAAAUUAUGUGUACAAUUUCUCAAGUUGAAGCAACUGGCUUAACCUCAGUUUCUGGAACACACUCAGCUUCAAAACCAUUGAACUAUAUAUCACCACAAUUUUCAUGGCUUGAUUGCUUCA
Messenger RNA from Humulus lupulus (European hop), 3071 nucleotides. RefSeq names its product transcription factor TCP2-like. NCBI's taxonomy places the organism in Eukaryota, Viridiplantae, Streptophyta, Magnoliopsida, Rosales, Cannabaceae. The transcript is spliced from 5 exons. Gene Ontology annotation, biological process: regulation of secondary shoot formation. The record is from RefSeq and is a predicted model, not a curated record. Gene Ontology annotation, cellular component: nucleus. The coding region runs from base 1072 to 2631 and encodes 519 amino acids. Gene Ontology annotation, molecular function: sequence-specific DNA binding; DNA-binding transcription factor activity.